UACAUAGAUUUAAUUUAAAUUGUUUAGUGCCUUCUCUCCUCCAACCGAUGUAUUCAAGACAUCUCCGUAAAAUUCCUAGCUGACACAGAAUCAUUUUAAACUAAAUCAUAAUUCCAUAAUUUGGGAACAGUGAAAAACAAAAUUAAAGUACGAACAAAAAGAAGUAUGCUGUUGUUACCCAGAACUAUUCUUCUUUUGGUUGUGAGCAUAUUCGUAUCAGUUGGAGCACAAUCACCUCAACCGUCCAUUCCAGUUUUACCUUAUGGGGAAGACCCUGAACAAAUCAUGGACAUUUACCUUCCAUCUUCUGAGACUGAAAGGGUCACUAAAAUAGCUAUUCUUGUACACGGGGGUGCAUGGGGACGUGGGAAUAGGACGGAAAUGGAGGAAUUUAUCCCAUUCCUUCAAAGAGACUUUCCGAACAUUUGUAUCGCGAACAUGGAGUACAGAUUAGGAACCCAUGACAAUCCUGGAUUUCCAAAACAAUUGGAUGACAUUGGGCUGGCAAUUUCCUAUUUGAUAGGAACAUUCACACAAAAUGUUACAUUUGUUUUAAUGGGAGGCAGUGCUGGGGCACAUCUUUCAAUGCUGUACGGAUAUGGGUGGGAUCGUAUAGAAGAAAAUAUCAAAGCCAUUGUCAACAUAGUGGGUCCCGUUGACCUCAAUGAUCCAUCCUAUUCUCAAAAUCCACUCUAUUCUGAGCUAUUUUACGACCUUGUUGGUCCCUGUGCCUAUUCAGAAUGCCCUGACCUACACAAUGCUUCAAGCCCAGUUAUCUAUGUCACACAAAAUUCUACAAAGACAAUCGGGUUUUAUGGAAGCCUGGACUUUCUCGUUCCGAGUACUCAGAUGCCGAUAAUUAGGGAUAAACUUGACGAAUUUGGUGUCACGAAUAAAUUUUUUGUCUAUGAAGGGGGACAUCAUUGGAAUUGGUCGGAUGAAGAUAGGGAGGAUAUGCGGGUACAGAUUACGGAAUUUUUAAAUGCUCAUUGGUGAAUUCGUGAAUUAUUCAGAAGGACCACGCGUGAUUUCGGGUGCUGUCGGGCCACGGGUGUUUAUUUUUUUAAGAUUAUUAUAGAGUAAUAAUAAAUAAAUAAGGAUUUCAUUAAUUGAUUAUAUACAUACACAAGUUAAGCUCGAGCAAUUAUGUAAUUGGUUAAUAAAUAUAUGUUCAAAUUUUCAUAACAUGUACAUUCUCCAUAAUUUGACAAAUUCCAUAUAGGUAGUACAUGUUUAUAAAUUCUUGUAACUCUCUCAAAUUAUUUAGUCCACUUAAAUAGUACUUACAACUUACCUAUAUUUAGUGCACCAUGUACAUCUAUGUAUAAAAUUUCUAUUCAAACCUGACAUUAAUUUUGUUACUUCCUAUACUGUUUAUAUGUAUUCUUUGUCAUAGUUGCCUAUUCUAAUUAAUUGGUUAAUAAUCAAAUACUACACGCACAA
Molecule: messenger RNA, 1443 nt
Organism: Folsomia candida
Lineage: Eukaryota; Metazoa; Arthropoda; Collembola; Entomobryomorpha; Isotomidae
Product: esterase LipQ
Exons: 3
Coding region: 166-996 (276 amino acids)
Source: RefSeq, a predicted model, not a curated record